AUAAGGAUGUCUGAAUCUAUAUACAAAGUUCGCACUUAGAAAUAUUUGAAACCAAUCUUAGAAACUCAACUUAUAGGUAUAUCUAGAGUAAUUCUGGGAUUGCCAAUUGAUCAUGUAUUUGAUAGAUUCAAGACUCUACUUCAAGCAGAGAGCACCUAAUCAUCAAUAAAAUAAUUGUUCAAAGAUACUUAUAGAAGAAAUGGUGUUCUCAAAGGAGUAUUUGCUGGUUUCUCAUCUUAAAUCAGUAUUCAAUUGUUCAAACAAUACUAUAGGUAAAUUUCAAAAAAAUAUAUCAUAGAUGGCCAAUGAUGAUAUUGAUACCAAAAUAUUAUAAAGAACUUUUACCUAAUACUUGGGUUGAGAAUCAUCCAGCAUUACACAAAGGAUUAGCCGGUGCAACAAUAGCCUUAUUUGAAUCAUUUGUGACUUGUCCUUUGGAAAGAAUUAAGUGUUAAUUGAUGACUCAACAUUAAUCAAAAUCAAGUAAAUAUAUAAAUAAUAAUAUUAGUACUAAAAUAGCUAUGGAUAAAUGAGAGAACUUUAUCUCAUUUUGUGAGGAAUCUAUACACAGGAAUGGAAGCAAUGAUUUUAAAAUAAGUAGUAUCAUGGACGAACUAUCUUUAUUGGGAUCAUAAGAUAAGAUAUUUUUUUAAGGAGAGUCCGAAUCAGGCUCUUACUUUACCUUAAAUUGGAAUGUGUAGUUUAUUGACUGCAAUUCCAAAUAUCCUUUUGGUUUAACCAUUUGAUGCUGUUAAGACAGCUUAUUAAAUGGAACAAAAUGGAAAUUAUAAAUAAUUAACAAUCCCUCAAGCUUUUGUUAAAGUUUAUAAAGACAAAGGUUUGAUUGGGUACUAUGCUGGUUGGUAAUUGAGGGUGUCUCAAUUCAUUGUAUAGGCAGCCUUAACUACUCCAGUAAUGGAUUAUUUGGAAAGAUUACAUGGUAUUCCAAAUGAACUCUGAAAUUCAUAGUUAAUACUAUCAACUGAAU
This is a messenger RNA of Paramecium sonneborni, 988 nucleotides long. The record is from the annotation of a GenBank genome assembly. Lineage: Eukaryota; Ciliophora; Oligohymenophorea; Peniculida; Parameciidae.